CACUUCAAUCAUCCGUCCGUUUUUAUUAUCUAAAUUGUAUCUUUUCAACAAAUAUAUCUUUGUACAUAUCUAUUGGAUAUUGAAAAGUAAUUUAAUCAUUUAAUCAAGUUGUGUUCCCUUUCAAGAAUUUCAAACGGAAGUAAUACAUGCCCAUUGUUCAGCAUCUUGCAAUAUAAGAUAAUAAUGGUAAUAAUGCAGGAAAGUAAACCUAUUUUUCGUCAAGGAUUAAAUAUACAAUAAAUACAAGUGAUUGUAAUAAAAUAAAAAAUCUGUACAACAUUUUGAGAUCUUUUAAUACAAAUAAAAUGGCGAAAGUCAAUGCUUCAAUGACGAGAGAGGAUCUAAGCACUGCUUUCACAAUGCAUGUACUUCCGGUGACUGUGUUUAUUUCCAUAGAAGCAUUUAUUGGGUUUUUCGGAAAUAUUACAAUUUUGUUAGUUUACUCCAGACGAUACAGACGGAUAAACUUCCGGUACUUUGUAUUGGCGCUGGCUAUUGUGGACCUAACAAGCUGCUGCACUACACUUCCGGGUGAAGUGAUUUCCCAGUUAAACUGGUACGACUAUCAAUAUGGAUGGAUAUGCAAAGUGAAAACAUUUCUCAACAUUUACACUGCUUUGGGCUCAGCAUCUGUCUUGCUGGUUUUGGCAAUUGACAGAUACAGAAAGAUUUGCCAUCCGUUUGAUUGGCAAAUCCGUUGCCCUGUUGCUCUCAGACUUUGUGGAGGUUGCUUGAUGGUAUCAGCGCUAGUGUCCAUCCCUGCUCUCAUUCUUUAUGGUAAGCUGACGAACAGUUUCGAGCACGAGGGGAAUAAUAUUACCGUCUCAGUUUGUGAAAUAGCGGGGGAGUAUGCUGGCACAAUUUAUCCACUGCUUUAUAUCUGUAGCAUUUAUAUCGUGCCUUUGACUUUAAUAAUACUCGCGGCCAUGUCUUUGAAUUUUAUAACGGCAUGGCGGCUAUUUGGACAUCGCUCAGUGAAAGCUGCAAGCAUUAAACAUCAUACGAUGAAAGCGUUUGUCGCUAGAACAUUGACAUCAGAAACAUCUGGUGUUGAGACAGACAAUGAUAGAGAAACAAAAGCUACGAGUAGCGACAUGUCUGGGAUAGAUGCAGAACUAAGGACUGAAAACUCUAGAAAUGCAGAUUCGAAUUUCUACAUGUCGGAAGAAAGACAAGAUAAUCAGUCCUCUAAAUUCAAAGAAAAGCCAUCAAAUGAAGGUUAUAUUGCUGAUGUUGAAAAUAAAUGUGAAAAUUCUUCUAUUGAUUAUUUCAGUAACGACGAAGAAUUUAUUGAUGAUAAUUACAGCGGAAAUGAACAAAUUGGGAACAGCUCGAGUGAUCAAACAUCUUCUGACCAGGACAGACGUAUAUCCCGUCGGAGCAGACGAUCAAGAACUCAAACGUCAAAGUUCCAGCUGAAGAGUAAGACGAUGAUAAUGCUAAUCUUGACGUCAAUAUUUGUCGUCACGAUGGUUCUGUAUAUAAUUCUCACUGGUCUCGUAGUUAAACCUGAUGGCAUUUUGAGAGAUUUGCCUGAUUCGCAGCUGGUGGCGUUCUUCUUCUUCUGGCGUUUAUACUUCGUUAACUCCGUCGUAAAUCCGUUCUUGUACGGAUUUUUGGACCCCGGAUUUCGUUCAGGAAUUAUGUCUUACAUGCGUAGAAACAAGUAUUCUGUUACGAGCUCAACGUAACUGCUGUUUUCUUGUACAUGACCGGUACAAAGGUGUUGUCCUUAUUUUACUGGAAUUUGUUCUUUGUCAGUUUACGAGAUGAAAAAAAACUUUAAGUAGAUGAUAGAUGUAGUAAAUGUACUCCAGGUUUCAUUCUAUGUUAAUGUCGCACGUACGGAGACAUAAGCAAUCUAUUAC
Mercenaria mercenaria is the source of this 1868-nucleotide messenger RNA. RefSeq names its product substance-K receptor-like. The record is from RefSeq and is a predicted model, not a curated record. The transcript is spliced from 2 exons. Gene Ontology annotation, cellular component: membrane. Gene Ontology annotation, biological process: neuropeptide signaling pathway. Gene Ontology annotation, molecular function: G protein-coupled peptide receptor activity. NCBI's taxonomy places the organism in Eukaryota, Metazoa, Mollusca, Bivalvia, Venerida, Veneridae. The coding region runs from base 306 to 1691 and encodes 461 amino acids.